GCCUGUGUGUGUGGACCUGGUGCCUGCGCUCCCUGCGCUCCCUGCGCUCCCUGCGCCCCCCGGCUUCUGUCCCAGCCUCUGGUGGCCUGGCAGGUUGAGGUCACCUUGGCCCUGGUGGUGUGUGUUUGGGCUCGGCCCCCGCCCGCCCCCUGUGUGUCUCCUGGCUGGCGCUCUGGUCCAGUCAGGCCCCCCCGCCUCAACGCUGGCCAUGUCAAGAGUCCCGAGUCCCCCCCCCCCGGCGGACAUGUCCAGCGGUCCUGUGGCUGAGAGCUGGUGUUACACUCAGAUCAAAGUAGUGAAGUUCUCCUACAUGUGGACCAUCAACAACUUCAGCUUCUGUCGUGAGGAGAUGGGCGAGGUCAUCAAAAGCUCCACCUUCUCCUCCGGAGCCAAUGACAAACUCAAAUGGUGUUUGCGUGUGAACCCCAAGGGGCUGGACGAGGAGAGUAAAGACUACCUGUCGCUCUACCUGCUCCUGGUCAGCUGUCCCAAAAGCGAGGUGCGCGCCAAGUUCAAGUUCUCCAUCCUCAACGCUAAGGGAGAGGAGACCAAAGCCAUGGGUGAGCCGUAGCUCUGUAGGAAC
Molecule: messenger RNA, 583 nt
Organism: Osmerus eperlanus (European smelt)
Lineage: Eukaryota; Metazoa; Chordata; Actinopteri; Osmeriformes; Osmeridae
Gene: spop
Product: speckle type BTB/POZ protein
Exons: 3
Coding region: 209-571 (120 amino acids)
Biological process (GO): proteasome-mediated ubiquitin-dependent protein catabolic process; regulation of proteolysis
Cellular component (GO): nucleus; cytoplasm
Molecular function (GO): ubiquitin protein ligase binding
Source: RefSeq, a predicted model, not a curated record